UUUGUCAAAAGAGUAAAAAGCUUAACUGUUGAAAGUUUAAUAAGAGAAAUUGAAAACAGAUUCAACGGCAAAUCUGUUGAUAUAAUGACAUUCGCUAGUCACAUUGAUAGCUUCCAAUCUUCCAUUGAUAUACAAACUAUACAAGACACCGAAUUGAAAAAAUGUGUGAUUAUUUUCCAAUGCCUAAUGCAGAAAUUAUACUGGCAGGCAUGA
Messenger RNA from Cinara cedri, 213 nucleotides. The record is from the annotation of a GenBank genome assembly. NCBI's taxonomy places the organism in Eukaryota, Metazoa, Arthropoda, Insecta, Hemiptera, Aphididae.